CGAACCUCCUGUCAUGCUCUAAGAGGAACACACACUCUAGCCGGACUAAACUGAGGCCAGCCCCACCUCAGAAGGAGGCUGUGCUCUCUCUCUCUCUCUCUCUGAGUGUCUAGUCAGAGAUCAGACCGCAUUCGAUCCAUCUGAUUAUCAACAGCACGUCUGAAACUCAGACUCAGCGACAGUUAGACAGCUACACGAGUCAUGGAGACCAGACUGCCUUCCAGCUAGCUAACUGCUAUAUGAUCGGCGCCCAAAAACAUGCGCCAGACAGGUGUUGUGUAAGAAUACGUUUUCCUGUUUUCGCUGGAGUGACAGUGCUGUCACAUCUGGCCAUCAGCAGCUGAAGAUGCAGACCUUCCUGAGAGGCAGAAGAGUCGGCUACUGGCUCAGCGAGAAGAAGAUGAAGAAACUAAAUUUCUUGGCCUUCGCUGAGAUGUGCAGGAAAAGAGGGAUAGAAGUUGUUCAGCUUGACCUGAGUCAGCCGUUAGAGGAGCAGGGUCCUCUGGAUGUCAUCAUUCACAAGCUCACAGACCUGAUCCUGGAAGCAGACCAGAAUGACUCCCAGUCCCAGCAGCUGCUCCAGCGUGUGCAUAAUUAUAUUGAUGCUCACCCAGAGACUAUCAUUCUGGACCCACUUCCAGCCAUCAGAACUCUGCUAGACCGCUGCAAGUCUUACCUGCUGGUCCAUCGGAUAGAGGACUGCAUGAGAGAUGAGAGGAUCUGUUCUCCUCCGUUUAUGGUGCUGAACAGUUUGUGUGGUCCAGACACACUGCAGCAGAUCCAGCAACAUGGCCUUACAUUCCCUUUCAUUUGCAAAACACGGGUUGCUCACGGAACUAACUCCCAUGAGAUGGCUAUAAUCUUCAGUGCUGAGGACCUAAAGGACGUGAAGCCUCCAUGUGUCAUUCAGAGUUUUAUAAACCACAAUGCCGUGCUAUAUAAAGUGUUUGUGGUGGGGGAGUCAUACACUGUGGUGGAGAGACCAUCUCUCAAGAACUUCCCAUCUGGACCGUCCGACAGAAAAGCGAUUUUCUUCAACAGCCACAAUGUUUCCAAGCCAGAGUCAUCGUCUGACCUCACAUCUAGAGAUAAUGUAGAAGGUGUCUCCCAGCCACCCAAUGAUGUUGUCAUCAGGGAGCUGUGUAAAUCCCUGCGGGAAUCUCUGGGGGUUUCGCUCUUUGGCAUCGAUGUCAUCAUAAACAACCAGACGGGCCAACAUGCAGUCAUUGACAUCAACGCAUUCCCUGGAUAUGAGGGCGUUCCUGAGUUCUUCAAUGACCUUCUCAACCACAUCAUCAGCGUCCUCCAAGACCACUCCUCCAAUGACUCCCCGGCUCCGCCCCCCUCCAGCCAGCUCACAGCUUUAGGUACAGGAGAGCGUAGCUGCGCCCCUUCACAGGAGUGCUGUAGCGUACUGGGCAAGGAACCAGACAGCAGCCCCUGGAUCGUGGAGGGAGACGGUGGUCUGAAGGGGACGCGCCAGAGACUUGGUUGCAACACGGCCAUGUCACCCAACUUCCAACAGCACUGCGUGUCCACGAUAGCCACUAAGGCCACGUCACAAUGACUCCCCCCAUGCGAAAAUUGUGAAAACAAAGUGAAUAAUAUACAAUAACAAUAAUAACCGUUAUACUGAUAAUAUAUCCGUAAUCAGAAAUAAACUAUACUGGGAAUAAUCAUAAUAAUGUUGAUAGUGGGCAUUGGAUUAUUUCUCCUAUGCCUUUUGUAUAUGUAUUUUUGUUCUUUCUCUUAAGUCUUAUUACUCACAGUACUGUAAUGUGAACUUUUGGGAACUCAAUAUUGAUUUGCAGUUUUAUCCUGAUUCACAAUGCAGAAUUAGUGGAUGUUAGUUAGUGAACACACUAGACCAGUUGGGCAUUUUUAGCUGGAAGAAAUUUCUGUUGUGAAGUAUUCUUAUAUUGUGAUGGUAAAAUGCUAAAUUCAUGAAAUUGUUAAGCCAAAAAUGAUCAUUUCAGCUACCCUUACUUAUGUUGUUCCAAACCUGUAUGACUUUUUUUUCCUCAGAAGAAGAAAGUUGUAAAAAAGUACUGAUAGAUUAUUCACAUUCAGUUACAUUUAAUGGGAACUGAGACUCCCAAGCUUCAAAAAGCGUGCAAAAGCACCAUGAAAGUAUCUUAAAAGUAGUCCAUAUUCUAUAUGCUAUAUUUCAAGUGUUCUGAAUCCAUACAAAAACUUUGUGUACAAACAAGCUGAAAUACAACAAGGAACAAGCAUCUUCUCCACCACUGAGCUGUCAACCCCUGUGACCAGAUCAGCCCCAUUCUUGAAUUAAUCUUUCAGGCCAGAUUUGUGAACAAAUCCAGCUCAGAAGAACGAUUCGUUUACGAAUUGGCCAAUGCUACUUUUCUCACGAACGUCAAAGAAGUGCCAAAGAAGAGCUAUGGCGCAUAUCAAGAUUAUCAGUGAAUAAUGACUUAAAUUUUGGUCAUCACAUAAAGCUAUCGUAUGGCUUUAGAAGACUUAAAAUGUAGCACCUGAUGAUUUUGCUUCCUAUUUAUCUUUUUAUCUUUUUUUUUUUUUGUGUGUGUUCCACUGAAGUAAGUCAUAAAGGUUUGGAACUACGUGUGGGUGAAUAGAUUCAUCCAUCCAUCCAUCCAUCGUCAACCGCUUAUCCUGUGUACAGGGUCGCGGGGGGUGAAUAGAUUAUGCCAGAAAUUUCAUUUUUGGCCGAACUAAUAUUUUAAUCAAAAUCUGUCUUUAAUUGACCUUGAACACACACACAAACACACCCAAUAAUCCCACCAUCAGGACACCUACAAUGUGCUAUGUAUGAAGUGGCUAUCCUAUACUGAGAUGAUCCACGGUAUACUGGAUAUCUUUUGCAGCGUCUACAAAUCUACUCUUAACCAAAAGUCAAAUGAAUGGCACAGCUUGCAGUUCUCAUAGACUGAGUGCCACUGUGUUUGAUCUUGUGACACACUGUCAUUUUUUCAUAAUGCUUCAGAAGACUUUCAUCAUAUUGCCAUAUACUGUAUGUGACACCUGACAUUUUGCAUGUGCUUUUUAGUGCAUCAAAUCAUGAAAUGUGAUUGGAACUAUUCAGUCAGUCAUUUUGUAAGCCAUCCCGGAAGUUUAGCCAUGGGUUUUUCGAAAAGUGGUUUUUCGAUUUAUGCAUAAAAUUAGAUCUGGGGAUAAUGUUGUUUGAAGAGACCUUUGUUUUGUUCAUACCUUAAAGCAAGGUUUUUUUUAAUGCUUUAUGAGUAUCAGCUACAUUAGGACUAUGACAUUUGUCGAUCAUAUAAACUUGUUAGUAACAACCAUUAGAAAUGAUUAAAGGAACCCAUGGUUCUAAAAAUGAAUUCCAGUCAAGGGCCAUUUAUGUUUUAUUAGUACUAUAAGAGUCGACUUCACAACAGAGGCUAAUAUUCUGUUAUUCAUCAGUGUCGAGUUUUGUUGGACAGUUGCAAGAGAAUAUUAUGACAUUCCUUGUGUGUGUGCAUACUGUACGUGUGUGUGUUUGUGUAAUGCUUUUUUAGCAGAUAGCAAGUUAUUUUUGUGACUAUUCAGAUGCUUCAGAUUAGUAAAUACCCUUGAAAUGUAUACACAAACUGUGUAAGAUUGAUGUUAAUGUCAGGACGCUUUGUUUCUAAUUGCACAGGACACAUCUAUUCCCCAAAGGGUUAAAUGCUUUGCUAGGUAACCAUUUCUGAAUUAAAAGGAAAAUUUGCAUUGAUUUUACCUAUUUUGUUUAUAAUUGCUAACCUGCUAGAAAAAGACUAAUGAAUACAAAGUAUUUACGUUUUAUGCAGUUAGCUAGACAUGCAAUAAUUGCGUUUGUAUGCAAACAUGACGUGUGUUUCAAAAGAGUGACACAUUGAGCAGUAAUAUGUGCAAAUGAAUGAAAUGUAACUACAUGAUUGUUAAGUACUGCAUCUUUUGAGUCCUUUUCUGGAAAUGCGCUUGCAUGUGUUGUGAUAGAAAACUUAAAAAAAAUGUAUAUCCCCAAGUUUAAGCAUUUCUUUUCAAAAGCCAUAGAUUCUCCUUACUUUUGUGUAAAUUUGAAGAAUGGUUUGUUAUUCAGAUUUUGCCCACUUAGUGCUCAUAAAGUGAUUUGUAUUUAUCCAACACAUGGAGAUGGAUGUUUUUGAUGACCAACUGCAAACAGCUUGUUUUUGUUCACUGUUAGAGGAAUGAAUGUUGACAUAGACGUUUGACAUACAAUGUGGUAAACUAGAGCAGUGUUAAUGUAAUCUGCUCUCAUUCUGUUCAGUUUAAUAUGAAGUGAAUGCAUUUAGUGCCGCCUCCCUCAGCCUAGAGCACCUUAUGUCCAUUGUUCCUUUUUUUUGUUUUUUUAAUGGUAUAUUUUCAAAGGUAUAUCAAACUGUUUUUUUUCUCCCUUUGCUGUGGAAUAUAAAUGAAACCGGCAUUUUUUUAAGCCAUGCUGACAUCCAUUUUUUUUUAUUUAUUUUUCCAGUGUAUAGCCUCCUGCUUGACAUGGGUACCAGUAGAGUUGAAAUAAGUUUAUAUGACUAAUGAGGAGUGUGCUGAGAUUUAAGAUGUGUUCUGUAAAAUCUAAAAGUGCUCCAAGUCUUAGCCCAAUGAAAAGUUAACAUAAAAUUAUCUUCAACACAGAUUUACCUUUUGUUGCCUGU
This is a messenger RNA of Xyrauchen texanus (razorback sucker), 4613 nucleotides long. Its product is annotated as inositol-tetrakisphosphate 1-kinase-like. The record is from RefSeq and is a predicted model, not a curated record. Gene Ontology annotation, biological process: inositol trisphosphate metabolic process. Gene Ontology annotation, molecular function: inositol-1,3,4-trisphosphate 6-kinase activity; magnesium ion binding; inositol-3,4,5,6-tetrakisphosphate 1-kinase activity. The coding region runs from base 347 to 1567 and encodes 406 amino acids. Lineage: Eukaryota; Metazoa; Chordata; Actinopteri; Cypriniformes; Catostomidae. Gene Ontology annotation, cellular component: cytoplasm. The transcript has 11 exons.